AUGGCCAGGCGUCUACAUCUAGCCUCCGUACCACUGCCUUUUGCAACUUUCAUCAGCCCCCAUAAGGCAGGCCUGAUUAGAACCCGUCUCUUCUCUACGGGCCAUAUCAUGUCUUCAUGUUCCGACUUAUUCGACUAUAAUGACGCCUUACGGCACCGGGAGCGGAGGCGGGUCCUUAAUAUUCCAGAGCUAAAGCGUCUGGCGGCUUCAUCAAUCCGCCAGAAGGAAGAAGAUGUAGUCGGUUUUCAGAAGCUUGCCGAGGGAGGGUUCAAUAGAAGCUUCUUGAUCACUAUGCGGGAUAAAUUCCAAUUUGUUGCCCGCAUUCCAUAUCCAGUAACCCAGCCAAAGAGUUUAGUGAUCGCGAGUGAAGUAGCGACCAUGGAUUUUCUUCGCUCGCAUGGCAUGCCGGUUCCGAAAGUCUACGGCUACUCAGCUAAUGCGAAUAAUCCAGCUCAAACGGAAUAUAUCUUCAUGGAACUCAUCCAAGGACAGAAUCUGGGCGAUAUUUGGUUCGAUCUCCCUAAAGAGAAGAGGACCAAGCUGAUCGCCAUCAUUCCGAGCUCUUCGCCAAGCAACGAAGGCCGCUUCUGCAUUGGUCCUGAUACAUCACUUGGACUAUAUCAAGACUGCCUCGCAGUCCUCAAUGCCGGCGCCAGAAAGGAGAUUGUGUAUCUUUCGAGAUUCGGGCAGCCGCUUCAACCCUUCAAGCGUCUUCGCAGAGAGUCUUACAACUACCAGCCACAAUCACAUCUUGAUCACAUCGCGACUCUCGAACAAUAUCUUCAGAUUGCACCUAGUCUUGUACCUCGCGACAAACCAGCUCUUCAUCGGCCUCACAGCACGAUUCUCCCCCGUUUCCUGCGUUGCGGCAUUCCCAAUAGUUUGCAAAAUUACGGCGACGACACCUCUGAAUCUCUUCAGGAACCAAGCCUCCCCAGCAAUUUCAAUGAGCUGGAACUAGAAGAGCAAAAUCAACAGGCCGAACUCUUUCGCAGGCGUCAGCUUCACUACCUCUACGUGAAAACAACUUCGGAGAUGAACCCUGAACACUACAACGCCUUGGCACAUGAUUUCAGCAUGCUAAGACGGCGACUAUUUCACUACGCAAGUGAUCCAUGGGAGGGUGAUAAUACUACACUAAAGUCAAAUCUAAUCACGUUGUCACAAAAGUGGGCCGAUAUCAAUGGUGGUGAUACACCACCCUGUCCACUUGUAUACUCAGAGGCCGAGGCGAACGAAUGCUUGAGACUCUUACACGCACAGGCAGAAGCAGAUGAGCAACUCAAGAUUUGUCAGAAUUUGGUCGGAGUUGGAACUGAGGGUUGGGUACCUAUAGAUCAGUAUGAGGGAGCCAGGGCACGUGCACUGACAUUGAAGGAGGAUACCCUGGACGCGGCUGAGUCAGCAGAAGAGAGAAUGAGGAUAGAAGCAAAUUGGAUAUUUGAUGACUUCUGUGAGGAUGAUUAUCUGUAA
Molecule: messenger RNA, 1473 nt
Organism: Aspergillus uvarum CBS 121591
Lineage: Eukaryota; Fungi; Ascomycota; Eurotiomycetes; Eurotiales; Aspergillaceae
Exons: 5
Coding region: 1-1473 (490 amino acids)
Cellular component (GO): mitochondrion
Source: RefSeq, a predicted model, not a curated record